This is a messenger RNA of Cinclus cinclus, 444 nucleotides long. It is a transcript of the gene RNASEH2A, whose product is annotated as ribonuclease H2 subunit A. The record is from RefSeq and is a predicted model, not a curated record. NCBI's taxonomy places the organism in Eukaryota, Metazoa, Chordata, Aves, Passeriformes, Cinclidae. Gene Ontology annotation, cellular component: ribonuclease H2 complex. The transcript has 3 exons. Gene Ontology annotation, biological process: DNA replication, removal of RNA primer; mismatch repair. Bases 10 to 339 code for a protein of 109 amino acids. Gene Ontology annotation, molecular function: RNA-DNA hybrid ribonuclease activity; RNA binding.
GCCCCUGUCAUGGCGCUGUCCGCCCUGGAGCGGGACCCGGCGGGCGGGGGUCGCUUCUCCUGCCCUGUGCCCCCCCUGUGCCGCACGCGGCCCUGCGCGCUCGGUGUGGACGAGGCGGGCCGGGGGCCUGUGCUCGGACCGAUGGUUUACGCGAUCUGCUACUGCCCCGUGGAGAAACUGGAGGAGCUGGAGGCGCUGGGGGUGGCAGACUCGAAGACUCUGUCGGAGGCAGAGCGGGAGCGGCGCUUUGGGCUCCUGGAGGCUGCGGGGGAGUUGUUGGGGUGGGCACUGCAGGUGUUACCCCCCGACCACAUCUCUGCCUGCAUGCAGCAGCGGUGAGACCCCCCCAGGACCCCCCAAAUUCCUCAGGGAUUCCCCCCCCCCCUUUAACCCCUUCAAUGCCCUCACCUUCCCCAUCCUUACUCCUGUCUCCACCCCCCGAAU